Molecule: messenger RNA, 1658 nt
Organism: Phycodurus eques (leafy seadragon)
Lineage: Eukaryota; Metazoa; Chordata; Actinopteri; Syngnathiformes; Syngnathidae
Gene: ifngr1l
Product: growth differentiation factor 10b
Exons: 3
Coding region: 9-1292 (427 amino acids)
Biological process (GO): BMP signaling pathway; SMAD protein signal transduction
Cellular component (GO): extracellular region
Molecular function (GO): cytokine activity; growth factor activity
Source: RefSeq, a predicted model, not a curated record
GAGCACCCAUGGCAAAGUGGUUGGUCCACGCGUUACGUCUAUUGGUGAUUCUGGAGCCCGCUUGGACUAAAACUGUGGCCGAGGAUGCGAGCGAAGUGGUGCGUCAGAGCACGUCGGAGCGGCGCGUCCUUACGCGUCCGAGCUCCGGCCGGGACGCGGUGACCAGCAGCAUGUUGAAAGUUUACGAGAACUACAGCAAAGACCCGAGCAGCCACAAACGGGGAAACACAGUGAGGAGCUUCACAGCUGUCCCGAGAGUGUUGCAUGGAAAAGAAAUAUUCCAGUUCAACUUCUCCUCCAUCCAAGACUCAGAGGUCAUCCUGUCUGCCUCCUUCCACUUCUUCCUCAAGCGUCAACACCAGCGGUCGUGGCGUUUCCGGAGACCUCGGCGCCCAUCCCCCGCCAUCCACCAUCAACUUCCUCCUUCCCUGCAGAUCCUCUUCCAUGGAUUAUCGGCAAACUCUGCCUCCACAACACUGUUGGGAAACAUCACAGUAAGCUCCUUUAAGAAAAGUGCAUGGCAAUCAAGGGAUGUUACAAGUGUGAUCAAGCAAGCAGGAGAAGGCCUUACCAUCAUGGUGGAGACCGAUUUGUUUCCAAGGGCAACUCAGCAGCAUAGAAGUCUUUCUGCAGACAACAUGCCUUUUAUAAUUCUCUAUGCUGAUGAUCAAGCCAUAGACGACCCCAACAGCGUGGCCGCGACCCUGCAGAGGUACGGACCUUUCCCUGUCGGGGAGGAUGCGUCCACCUCAUCUUCAAGAAUCCGGAGAGAGCUCCAGCUCCAGAUCCAAACCAAUGACAUUCCAGAGGUCCAGUACAACACCCUCAAGAACCACGAACUGUGGCAGAGCACCUAUUUUCCUGCCAAAUCCAAAAGCAAACCUGGAAGGAAGCAGAACCAGGAGAGCAGGGAGGUGCUGAGCUUUGACGAGAGGACAAUGAAGAAAGCCCGCAGGAGACAAUGGAGUGAGCCCAGGGUUUGCACAAGACGAUACCUCAGGGUGGACUUUGCUGACAUUGGAUGGAGUGAAUGGGUUUUAGCACCUAAGUCAUUUGACGCCUACUACUGCGCUGGAUCCUGUGGUUUCCCCAUUCCUAAGGUGGUGCGUCCUUCCAAUCACGCCACCAUCCAGAGCAUCGUCCGGGCUGUGGGAAUCGUCCCGGGUAUUCCGGAACCGUGUUGCGUACCAGAAAAGAUGAGUCCCCUCAGUGUGCUCUUCCUGGACCCGGACAGGAAUAUGGUGCUCAAGGUUUAUCCGGGAAUGUCCGUGGAUACUUGCGCCUGCCGGUAGGAGCCAACAGAGACCUUCAGAGAGGUGAAGGUUCAAGGAGCAGGCAGUGGUUGGAUGCAGGUGGGAUUUCAUUGGUUCUGGCUGAAAAGAAACUCUGGCUUUUCCUUGCAUUUUUGGUGAUUUUUUUGGACAGCUUUGGUCAAUCUAUGACGUCAAAGACUGAAAUAAAGUAGACUCAAUCCCAUGGUAACCCAUUGUUAUCGCUUGAAUCUAACUAAUCAUAAACUCACACAAAAACUGUGUAUUGUCUCUUUUAACAUCUUCAAUAUAUUUGGCAGGGAAUGUUGGAGAUGCAUGAGAGGUAACAUGUUGUCUAUAUAUUGUACAUAAUGGGUGCAUUUUAUAGUUAUACUGUAGUUAACCGGA